GACACGUCUACGGUGUUGAGUCAAGAAGUCGACGCUUACUACCAGACGAAGACAACCCUUGUUCAUCAGGAAGAAAGCAGUAUACCUUAUCAUACAUACCAUGGAUGUACUUAAUCAGAACAUGAGCUUUCCGGGGUGGCUCCUAGCGACUUUCGUGAUAAGUUUCCUUAUGUUCCUAGCAAAUUCUAUAUAUAACCUGUUCUUCCAUCCCCUAGCCCAUAUCCCGGGCCCCUUUUUUGCCCGGAUGAGCGGCAUACCCUCGUGGUAUCACGCCCAUCAAGGUGACCGGUAUAUCUGGCUCGGGAAGCAGUUUCAGAAAUACGGCGACAAGAUCCGUGCGGAGCCAAACACGGUCCUCUUCAACACGCCGGAAGCGUAUGAGGAUAUAUACGCCCCGAAGUCCAACGUGCGGCGCAGCCGCUUCUACGAAGCAUGGCAGCUCAACGGCUUCAAGCCCACGACACUUAGUACUACCGACGUCGCGGAGCACGCGCGGAAGCGCAAGCUCCUGAGCCAUGCUUUUACGGAGAAGUCUGUGCGUGCCGCCUCGGAUUUCGUUGUCCAGAAUCUGGACCGAUGGCACGAGCUUCUUAUCGAGGACGCCAGCUGCGGCUGGUCGCCAGCGGUCGAUAUUUCGGAAAAGCUAGACGAACUGGCCUUUGACAUCAUGGGGGAUCUUAGUUUCGGGAAGUCGUUCAACGUGAAGGAACCUGGCGAUAACAACCCGUUCAAAAACAUCCCCCACAAUAUUACCGAUUACUCGAAACUGUAUAAUUCGGUCGCCCGCUCUCCCUGGCUGGACCAAUUUCUUUGGUUGAAGCCUAGGGGCUUGGACUGGCUUUUAAGCGUAUUGACGCCAUCGUACGUCCGACAGUAUCAACAAUUUGUACACGACAGCGUUACCGAGAGAAUUGCCCUGUAUGAGAAACAAGUCGAAAAGCCGGAGUCCGAACGUCGGCGGGAUAUGUUUUACUAUAUGUGCGAUGCCCGCGAUCCCGACACUGGCCUCCCCGCAUACGAGGAAGACGAGCUCCGAGGAGAAGCCAAUCUGCUGAUUAUCGCCGGGUCCGACACUUCAGCCGCCAGCCUCUCUGGGAUAUUCUUUUAUUUAACAGGCGACAGUAAUCGGUAUGAAAAACUCGUUCGAGAAAUCCGUUCCGAGUUUCAGUCCGUGGACGAUAUAGUGUACGGACCUAGGCUCUUCUCGUUAGAAUACCUCAGGGCGUGUAUUGACGAGGGGAUGCGCCUUACUCCGGCAGCUCCCGGUGAUCUCCCAAGAGAAGUGCUGACAGGAGGGCUCAAGAUCCAAGGUGAAUAUUAUCCAAAGGGAACCGUGGUAGGUACGUCCAACUGGGUACUCUCCCACAAACAAGACGUUUAUGGCGACCCUGAUGCGUUUCGGCCUGAACGCUGGAUCGUAGACGAGACCACGGGUGUAACAGAAGAGGAUGUAAUCAGAGCGCAGUCCUGCAGCCGCCCCUUCUCUCGCGGGCCAGGUAGAUGUCUUGGACAAAACUUUGCGAUAAUGAAAAUCACGAUGAUAGUUGCUCGGACCCUUUAUAGGUUGGAUGUUAGGAGAGAACCAAGCACUACCUUGGGGACAAUGGAAGCAUACGACAGGAAUCACUUCCAGCUGUUCGACGGGUAUAUUUUAUUUCGUCAUGGGCCGAAGGUACAGUUCAGAAAGAGACAACUAGGAAAUCAUGCCUAGACCAAAUUGUUGAUCUGUCCACUUCAACAGUGGGAAUCUAUUAGAAUUAAGACUGUUGUUGGAAUUAUGAGAGAUACAUCAUGGUAGGGGCAUUCAGUUCUGUCUUCGACACUCUUCCUGGAUACGUCGCAUGAAGAGGGUGGUAUCGUUAUAGUGUACGGCUGAGAGAAUGAAUUCAUGUAAUGAACUUUGCAAUGAAUAAAAAGUCGCUCCUAAGGAC
This is a messenger RNA of Daldinia caldariorum, 1931 nucleotides long. Its product is annotated as cytochrome P450. Lineage: Eukaryota; Fungi; Ascomycota; Sordariomycetes; Xylariales; Hypoxylaceae. The record is from RefSeq and is a predicted model, not a curated record. The transcript is spliced from 3 exons. The coding region runs from base 101 to 1711 and encodes 536 amino acids. Gene Ontology annotation, molecular function: heme binding; oxidoreductase activity, acting on paired donors, with incorporation or reduction of molecular oxygen; monooxygenase activity.